GAGCUCUCAGCUGCUCGCAGUCCUGCUCAGUCCUGCGCUGAGGACGCUGAACGGGCGGCUGCAACUGCGAGAAACUUUUUUUUUAAACGUUUUGUUUUGUUUUGCAUUCCCUUUGUUGAAGAUGACCUAACUUCGAAAGAGCCUCUGCUGGCCAGGGAUCAGCUGAAGUCUGAGGACCACCCUGCUACCUCUACCACCUCCAUCAGCACUGCACUUCAGAUGGGACGUCACCAACUGCUCAUCUGCUUCGCCCAUAUGCACUAUCUGCCCUCCGCCCUCAUUUAAGAUGGCUGCCCGUGGCCUUUUCCUGCACCCCGACGGACUGGAGCAGAGCUACUUGUUACCAUGGUGAUCAUUUUCUCGAAAACACUGGAAAAGAAGAAGGGUGUCAAUGAUGUAAGGUCCAAGAACAUCGAGAGGCGGCUGACAGCCACCACCCUUUCAUAAGAAGUGAACUCAGAGAGAGGAUGGGUGUCUGAUUGAAAGAUAGCGUGAGCUCCACACCAUGAGCAGAGGGACCACCCUCUUCUCCUGUGCGGAAGCAGAUAGGUGGCUGGACUUGGGGCGAGGCUGUGCCAUCCAGCAGAGAGUUCCAUGCCAGACUGGUGCCAGUCUGGAGAGCCUGUGGGAUGGGAGCCGGCCCUGGGCCAAGGAACCAGGCAGUGCCACAGCAAUCACCAGCCUGAUAAGAGAUCUAAGUCUCGGUAACAGCAGCGUGACGGGCACCCACACCACGUCCUCCACCACACACUACACCACUACAGCUACCAGCCAGGCUCCCACAGCGCCCCCGAGCAAACGUCAGUGCCGCUCCCUGUCCUUCUCCGAUGAAUUCAGCGGCUUUCGCUCGUCUUGGAGGCCCCAGGGCUCCCGAGUGUGGACGACGGUGGAGAAGCGAAGGUGCCACAGCGGAGGAAGUGUCAGAGGAGGAGGAGGGGGAGGCCAUUUUCCCAUCAUGCAGCGUAGCUCCAGCUUCAGCUUGCCCUCACGCUCCAGCAUCCCUUCAGACGGAACCCUGGACCUGCCAUGCUUCAACCAGCGACUGCCUCUCCACCCUCAGUUUACUGCCUCUCCAGUCUCCCCUACCUCUCCUUCCUUGCAUCAUCCUCAUCACCACUCCCACAACCACCACUUCCUCAGGCCUCUCUCGCUUUCCCACGAGCAGAUCAGCCUGCCAGAGCUCCAGAGGGAAGAGGCGUCGGAGACCAGUUCUCCAGACUCCACCCCGGAGCUGGGGAGGCGAGCUGGGCAGAGGGCUGGGGGGACGGGGUGUCUGAGUCGGAGUAGGUCCCAGCCCUGUGUGCUAAACGACAAAAAGAUUGGUAUGAAGCGGCGGAGACCAGAAGAUGCCCAGGAGCAGCGUCCCUCCCUGGACUUGGCAAAGAUGACUCAGAAACUUCAGACUUUUCAGAGCUUAAGCUGCCCUGGUUUCUCAGCUACAGACGGCUGCCAGUCGAGUCUACCCUCCUUUGAGACCACCGGCCAACCAGAUUCUGACUUCACAGCUGUGUGCGAGCUGGGACUGGAGUCACGGCAGGAAGCGAGAGAAGAUGACGAUGAUGAAGAUUCAUCCUACGAGGAGCUGGAUAGCGACUCUGCCUGUAGCGUGGAUUCUCGGCCCGUGUCUCCAGUAGACGUGGACGGUAAACGCACCCUCUGGAAGGGUGAUUGUGGGACACAGAGGGACAUUUUCCAGCUGGGGGGAGAGCUGGAUCUUGACCAGAUUGAAAGAAACUGAACACUUUCUAGAAGAUUUUAAAAGACUAUGUCAGGACUGAUGUAGAAAGUUGUGGUUGAUGUACGAAAAAGUGAGAUUGAAGAUGGAUUGUGAGAAAAAUAGGUGCGUUUUGAAAGGGAAAGAUGUUUGAAAGGCAAGGAAAGUGAUAUAGUUGAUAAAGUAUGUUGACUGGCUUCUUAAUGACACAUUUGCCUUGAACAUUCUUACUGUUUGAAUCAAAGAGCAGUGACCUUAGUUGUUUUUUUUAUUAUUGGGUAUUCAGCUUAACUCAGGAGUGGGAAAGUGAGGGUUAGUCUUAAGAAAAUCUCCCAGCCCCCACUCUCUUCAGCCUUAUGACCUUUCCAGAGUCAGCUAUCCUUAGGUUUGUAGUACUGUAGCAGUAGCUGGGCUCUCCUGUAUUUAGCUCAAGUUUGUUUUUCAGAGAAAGUGGGGGGCAUCAAAGAUGGGGUGAAACCGGGCAGGGCAAAGCAGCAGGAAGACGUUUCUUCUCAGAGGCUUACCCUUACCCUCAUCUUUUGUGCACACAUGAAAGUGUUUUGGGUUUUUUUUUGUUUUGUUUUUUUGCUGAAUGUAGGCUCAAUAAGCUUUACGAGAAGUUCAGAAACUGAAAUGUGCCUUCUUUUGGAUGCUUGCUCUCUCAAUUCUCUUCAAGAAACGUGCCUCAAUUGAAGGCACAUUUUCUGACUCUGUUUUGUAGUUUCUUCAUAUGCAAAUUGUAUAUUUGAAUUAAACACUGAAUCUCAAGUUUUUUUCAGUUCUAACAUCAGUGUAUAUUUUUCUAAGUAACUGUUUUUUAUGAGCUGUUUGUGAAGGAGCAAGAAUACAAGGUCUGUCUUCUAACAGAAUGGACAUGAAAUAAAUUUGCAACCUGCA
Molecule: messenger RNA, 2611 nt
Organism: Amphiprion ocellaris (clown anemonefish)
Lineage: Eukaryota; Metazoa; Chordata; Actinopteri; Pomacentridae
Product: protein FAM53B-like
Exons: 6
Coding region: 506-1738 (410 amino acids)
Biological process (GO): positive regulation of canonical Wnt signaling pathway; protein import into nucleus
Cellular component (GO): nucleus
Source: RefSeq, a predicted model, not a curated record